CCGCUGAUAAAUCUCUUCUUCAGUUCCCCCAACCCACACACACACAAACACAAUGUCUUUCUCAGACUUCUCUAAGAUUGAAACCGUUUCCAAGUUGAACGACUACUUGAAGGACAAGUCCUACGUCGAAGGUACUUCUGCCACUCAAGCUGACGUUGCUGCUUUCAAGGCUUUCCAAUCCGCAUACCCAAACUUCUCCAGAUGGUUCAACCACAUUGCUUCCUUCUCUGAAGAAUUCGAAACCCUUCCAAAGGGCACUGGUGCUCCAGCUGCCGCUGCUGCCGAAGACGAUGAAGACUUAGAUCUUUUCGGCUCUGACGACGAGGAAGAUAACGCCGAAGUUGAAAGAUUAAAGGCUGAAAGAGUCGCUGCCUACAACGCCAAGAAGGCUGCUAAGGGUCCAAAGCCUGCUGCUAAGUCCAUUGUCACAUUAGAUGUCAAGCCAUGGGAUGAUGAAACCGACUUAGACGCUAUGCUCGCUCACGUCAAGGGUGUCGAGAUGCCAGGUUUGGUCUGGGGUGCUCACCAAUUCAUCCCUGUCGGUUUCGGUAUCAAGAAGUUACAAAUCAACUGUGUCGUUGAAGAUGACAAGGUUUCUCUUGAAGAAUUACAAAACCUCAUCGAAGAAGGUGAAGACUGGGUUCAAUCUACUGAUGUUGCUGCUAUGCAAAAAUUAUAAGCUGGUC
This is a messenger RNA of Pichia membranifaciens NRRL Y-2026, 686 nucleotides long. RefSeq lists its product as hypothetical. The record is from RefSeq and is a predicted model, not a curated record. NCBI's taxonomy places the organism in Eukaryota, Fungi, Ascomycota, Pichiomycetes, Pichiales, Pichiaceae. Gene Ontology annotation, molecular function: translation elongation factor activity; guanyl-nucleotide exchange factor activity. Gene Ontology annotation, cellular component: cytosol; eukaryotic translation elongation factor 1 complex. Bases 53 to 679 code for a protein of 208 amino acids. The transcript is spliced from 2 exons. Gene Ontology annotation, biological process: translational elongation.